AUGAAGAAUCUUGGUGUCAUCGAGGAGUCUCAAAGUCCCUGGGUUUCUCCUGCUGUUUUGACCAAAAAGAAAGACAGGUCGAUAAGAUUCUGUGUCUACAGGAAAUUAAAUGCUAUUACUAUCAAAGACUCCUUUCCCCUUCCCAGAAUUGACGACAUAUUCGACCAGCUCUCAGGGUGCAGAUACUGUGCCAAAGUGGAAGAAAAAAGUUCCCAGGAGCCGGUGGACACGAUAGCGCGGAUUAUCAUUCCCGAGUAUGACUUAGCGGAAUGGCUCAAGGAUCAGAGGAAGUAUUCUAGCAUAGCGAUUUUCAUUCGUGAGUUCAAUGGCUACAACAGCCAAUCAAACGUAACACAUCAUUUAUUCUCACAACAGAGUUAUUUGCUGUCCCAUAGCAGAUUGCUCCCAGAGUAA
Messenger RNA from Monomorium pharaonis (pharaoh ant), 414 nucleotides. RefSeq lists its product as uncharacterized. The transcript is spliced from 3 exons. NCBI's taxonomy places the organism in Eukaryota, Metazoa, Arthropoda, Insecta, Hymenoptera, Formicidae. The coding region runs from base 1 to 414 and encodes 137 amino acids. The record is from RefSeq and is a predicted model, not a curated record.